Messenger RNA from Habropoda laboriosa, 1027 nucleotides. RefSeq names its product protein ABHD17B. Gene Ontology annotation, biological process: protein depalmitoylation. Lineage: Eukaryota; Metazoa; Arthropoda; Insecta; Hymenoptera; Apidae. Bases 43 to 903 code for a protein of 286 amino acids. The transcript is spliced from 3 exons. The record is from RefSeq and is a predicted model, not a curated record. Gene Ontology annotation, molecular function: palmitoyl-(protein) hydrolase activity. Gene Ontology annotation, cellular component: endosome membrane; plasma membrane.
GUGACAAACGUUUUUGCGUGUGCGUAACUCCCCCGUGGAACGAUGAACGGGUUAAGUUUUAGUGAAUUCUGUUGCUUGUUUUGCUGUCCACCUUGCCCGUCCAGAAUCGCUGCAAAACUAGCGUUUCUACCUCCUGAACCUACAUAUACGUUUAUCGAGGGUGAAGGCUCCAAAUUUACAAUUUCUCUGUCCGACAGAGCGGAGUGGCAAUACACAGAAAGAGAGAAAGAAUCGGUGGAAGUUUUUUAUGCAAGAACAUCACGAGGAAAUCGAAUAGCCUGUUUGUUUGUACGGUGUUCAGAUAAUGCACGUUUCACAAUUUUAUUUUCUCAUGGCAAUGCGGUUGAUCUUGGACAGAUGUCUAGUUUUUACUUGGGACUUGGCUCGAGGAUAAAUUGUAACAUAUUCAGUUAUGAUUAUUCCGGUUAUGGAGUGUCUGGUGGCAAACCGUCAGAAAAGAAUCUUUAUGCAGAUAUUGAUGCUGCGUGGCACGCUCUUAGAACGCGUUACGGCAUUAGCCCGGAAAACAUCAUUCUGUAUGGUCAAAGUAUCGGGACUGUACCCACGGUCGAUUUGGCCGCGCGAUACGAAGUUGGUGCAGUUGUUCUGCAUUCACCUUUGAUGUCGGGAAUGCGUGUUGCUUUCCCUAAUACCAAAAGAACGUGGUUUUUCGACGCCUUCCCUAGUAUAGAUAAAAUACCCAAAGUGCAAUCUCCUGUUUUGGUCAUUCAUGGAACUGAAGAUGAAGUAAUAAACUUCAAUCAUGGUUUAGCAAUUUAUGAAAGGUGUCCAAUAGCAGUAGAACCAUUAUGGCUUGAGGGUGCUGGUCACAAUGAUAUUGAGUUGUACACACAAUAUUUGGAACGUUUGAUGAAAUUUGUGAAUGUAGAACUGGUGCAGUGAUGGCAAGCAAGCCUCUCCUCUCAGGAUCAGGGGGGGCAGGGAGGAGGGCAGGCACAUAUAAACAGUGAAGAUCAGACAACUUCUGACAACAGUUCAAAUACUAUCAGCUCCACUUCAAAAAGCA